This is a messenger RNA of Didymodactylos carnosus, 631 nucleotides long. The record is from the annotation of a GenBank genome assembly. Lineage: Eukaryota; Metazoa; Rotifera; Eurotatoria; Philodinida; Philodinidae.
AUGCAACUAGAGGCAAUCCUCAAAUAUGAUGUACAACAACAUUUAUUUGUCAAUAAUAAAACUAAUUCAACGCUGAUUUUCCAAGAAAUGGUUCAUUAUGGUGAAGUCAGUUUUUAUCAAGUUGUGAAUUAUGAUAUGAAAAAAUUUAUUGAACUAACGGAAAAUCGAAAUGAUGGUCUCUCUGCUAUUUUAAUGGAAGGUGCUAGGUAUCCUGAUGAUGACAGUCAUGAAACACCAGCGGAUAGUGUUCCGAAGAAGUAUUGUAAUAAAACUUGUCUAAACAGUCGCAUAUUACAUUAUUUACGUUCAAGUGAUACACAAACAGUUGAAUAUGAAGAUGGAAUUGACAUACAGCAGUUGUAUACCUUAGAAGCUAAAGCCACUGGUAAGUGUCGUUGAAGUCUGUAACAUGAAACAAUUAAGAGUCCCUAUCACUAGGUAUACGACGAGUCGUGCUUGCCGCUUGUCGAGUCAAGGUCGCAACUCUUACGAGGGAACCUCUCGCGGUGAUUAAAAGCUUUUCGACUCAGACUAUUUUCAUCAUGUAGGGAAUAGUCAGUAGUGAAAACCCCAAGUUGGUUUGGGCCCAUGCGCCUUUUUAACGGAGAUAUGAGUUAAUUAAUGAAAAUGC